Messenger RNA from Paramormyrops kingsleyae, 6645 nucleotides. RefSeq names its product phosphatidylinositol 4,5-bisphosphate 3-kinase catalytic subunit alpha isoform. Gene Ontology annotation, biological process: phosphatidylinositol 3-kinase/protein kinase B signal transduction; cell migration; phosphatidylinositol-mediated signaling. Gene Ontology annotation, molecular function: 1-phosphatidylinositol-3-kinase activity; 1-phosphatidylinositol-4-phosphate 3-kinase activity. Gene Ontology annotation, cellular component: phosphatidylinositol 3-kinase complex, class IB; plasma membrane; cytoplasm. NCBI's taxonomy places the organism in Eukaryota, Metazoa, Chordata, Actinopteri, Osteoglossiformes, Mormyridae. The record is from RefSeq and is a predicted model, not a curated record.
ACGUUUUAGGGCUGGAAAAAGCAUACAAACAAAUCGCAUGUUUGUUAUUUUUGUUUGCGGUUGCUGUUCGGAUAGCUGACGAUUUCCCUGUUAUAGAUAAUUUGCAAGUAAUAUUCACUUACAAGUGUUCAGUGAAAUAUUAGAUUGACUAUUUUAUAAAAAAAACCUAUCAGAUCAUUCAGCACGGACACGUGAAAAACACCGAAUGUGUUUUCGCCAUAUUUCUGUUCAAGAAAAACAAGAGGAGUUGUGGUUGCUAUGGAGAAGCUGCGGCUGUCAAACCGGGGGUAGGCCGCAGCCUCGGACUGGAGUUUCCUCAGUGGGACGAAAAGGUUGGGCUGACUGGGGCAAAUUUUGUAAAUAAAAGCAAAAGAAAAUGACGCUAUAGCGCGACAUUGCCAAAAUGUAGUGGAGAUUGUUGGUGGUUUAAAAUACGAAGAAACCACCAUCCCUUAAUGAAGUUCGGACCAUUUGCCCAAGUAUAUGCCUUUUUGUCAGGAAGUUUAGACACUUGUUGGACAACUAAAAGUUUUCACGGAGUGCAAAAUGCCGCCGAGGCCAUCAUCGGGAGAGCUAUGGGGAAUCCAUUUGAUGCCCCCACGGAUUCUGGUGGACUGUCUUCUGCCCAAUGGGAUGAUCGUCGCGUUGGAGUGCCUCCGAGAGGCCACGCUUAUCACCAUUAAGCAUGAACUUUUCAAAGAAGCACGGAAGUACCCUCUGCAUCAGCUGCUACAGGAGGAGACGUCCUACAUCUUCGUCAGUGUCACCCAGGAAGCAGAGAGGGAGGAGUUUUAUGAUGAAACCAGAAGACUUUGUGAUCUCAGGCUCUUUCAGCCUUUCCUAAAAGUUAUUGAACCUGUUGGUAACAGGGAAGAGAAGAUUCUGAACAGAGAAAUUGGGUUUGCAAUCGGUAUGCCUGUAUGCGAGUUUGACUUGGUGAAGGAUCUUGAAGUUCAGGACUUCAGGAGAAACAUCCUGAACGUUUGUAAAGACGCAGUGGACCUCAGAGAUGCGAAUGGGCCUCACAGUCGCGCGUUAUACGUUUACCCUCCCAACGUUGAAUCUUCAUCAGAACUUCCAAAACACAUCUACAAUAAACUUGAUAAAGGUCAAAUAAUUGUUGUGAUUUGGGUAAUAGUCUCCCCCAACAAUGACAAGCAGAAAUAUACACUCAAAAUCAACCAUGACUGUGUUCCUGAGCAAGUGAUAGCAGAGGCUAUCCGCAAGAAGACCAGGAGUAUGCUGCUGUCGCCAGAACAGCUCAAGAUGUGCGUGCAGGAGUACCAGUGCAAGUACAUCCUCAAGGUUUGUGGCUGUGAUGAGUACCUGCUGGAAAAGUACCCCCUGAGUGAAUACAAGUACAUAAGGAGCUGUAUUAUGCUCGGUCGGAUGCCAAACCUAAUGUUAAUGGCGAAAGAGAGCCUCUACUCCCAGUUACCCAUGGAUACGUUCACCAUGCCAUCCUACGCCCGCCGCAUCUCCACUGCCACACCCUACAUGAAUGGCGAGGCCUCCUGCAAGACCCUGUGGAGUAUCAGCAGCACCCUGAGGAUACGGAUCCUCUGUGCGACAUACGUCAACGUAAACAUUCGAGACAUAGAUAAGAUUUACGUGAGGACUGGAAUAUACCACGGGGGAGAGCAGAUGUGUGACAAUGUGAACACACAGCGUGUGCCGUGUUCUAACCCGAGGUGGAAUGAGUGGCUCCAGUAUGACAUGUACAUCCCCGAUAUUCCCCGUGCGGCUCGUCUCUGUCUUUCUAUCUGCUCUGUCAAAGGAAGGAAAGGGGCGAAAGAGGAGCACUGUCCACUUGCAUGGGGGAAUGUGAACCUCUUUGAUUAUACACAUACUCUUGUCUCGGGGAAAAUGGCACUCAACCUAUGGCCAGUGCCUCAUGGGCUUGAAGAUCUCCUUAAUCCGAUAGGUGUCGCAGGAUCCAACCCAAACAAGGAAACUCCUUGCCUUGAGCUGGAAUUCGAUUUCUUCAACUGCCCAGUGAAGUUCCCAGACAUGGCAACAGUCGAGGAACAUGCAAACUGCACCAUAUCCAGAGAGCUCGGCCUCAAUUAUUGCCAGUCCGGACUGAGCAAUAGAUUGGUGCGAGACAAUGCUCUAACAGACAAUGAUACGGAGCAGCUAUGCCAGGUGUGCAACAGAGACCCUCUAUCUGAGAUCACUGAGCAGGAGAAGGACUUCCUGUGGCGACACCGAUAUUAUUGUGUGAAUAUGCCAGAAAUUCUGCCUAAGAUCCUGCUUGCAGUAAAGUGGAACUCAAGAGAUGAAGUAGCACAGAUGUAUUGCCUUCUGAAAGACUGGCCAGCAAUAAAGCCAGAACAAGCCAUGGAAUUGCUGGAUUGCAACUACCCAGACCCAAUGAUCCGGGAUUUUGCUGUUAGGUGUCUUGAGAAGUAUCUGACAGAUGACAAACUCUCACAGUACCUCAUUCAGCUUGUACAGGUCCUAAAAUAUGAGCAGUACCUCGAUAAUCCACUGGUGCGAUUUCUGCUUAAAAAAGCCUUGACUAAUCAGAGGAUCGGACACUUCUUUUUUUGGCACUUGAAGUCUGAGAUGCAUAACAAAACAGUGAGCCAACGCUUCGGGCUGCUGCUGGAGUCUUACUGCAGAGCAUGUGGGAUGUACCUGAAACACCUGAGCAGACAGGUGGAGGCCAUGGAGAAGCUGAUAAACCUCACAGACAUCCUCAAGCAGGAGAAAAAAGAUGAGACACAGAAGGUACAAAUGAAGUUUUUAGUGGAACAAAUGAGAAGGCCAGACUACAUGGAUGCGCUGCAGAGCUUCACAUCCCCACUAAACCCUGCACACCAGCUAGGAAACUUACGACUUGAAGAAUGCAGGAUUAUGUCAUCUGCCAAAAGGCCCCUGUGGCUAAACUGGGAAAACCCCGAUAUCAUGUCGGAGCUUCUCUUCCAGAACAAUGAGAUCAUCUUCAAGAAUGGGGAUGAUUUACGGCAAGACAUGCUAACUCUCCAGAUUAUCAGAAUAAUGGAGAACAUUUGGCAGAAUCAGGGUCUUGACCUCAGAAUGCUGCCCUAUGGUUGCUUGUCAAUCGGUGACUGCGUGGGACUCAUUGAAGUGGUGAGGAAUUCCCACACCAUUAUGCAGAUCCAAUGCAAGGGUGGCCUGAAGGGGGCGCUGCAGUUCAACAGCCACACUCUUCACCAGUGGCUGAAGGACAAGAAUAAAGGGGAGAUGUAUGAUCUGGCCAUUGAUUUGUUUACAAGGUCCUGCGCUGGUUAUUGUGUAGCUACCUUUAUCCUCGGGAUUGGGGACAGACACAACAGUAAUAUCAUGGUAAAAGAUGAUGGACAGCUUUUUCAUAUCGAUUUUGGACAUUUCCUGGAUCAUAAGAAGAAGAAGUUUGGCUAUAAACGAGAACGAGUGCCAUUUGUUUUAACCCAAGACUUUUUAAUAGUGAUCAGCAAAGGAACACAAGAGUGCACUAAGACCAGAGAAUUUGAGAGGUUUCAAGAGAUGUGCUACAAGGCUUACCUUGCCAUCCGACAGCAUGCAAACCUCUUCAUCAACCUCUUCUCCAUGAUGCUGGGCUCGGGCAUGCCUGAGCUACAGUCCUUUGAUGACAUUGCUUACAUCCGGAAGACCUUGGCUCUGGACAAAACGGAACAGGAGGCUCUAGACUACUUCAUGAAGCAGAUGAACGAUGCACAUCAUGGUGGAUGGACAACAAAGAUGGACUGGAUCUUCCACACGAUUCGACAGCAUGCUUUGAACUGAGAUAGACAUGGGCAUUGGAGCAACUGGAUAUCAGAUUCCAGUCAGCCGCAAAUGGUGCAUUCAGACCUAGGAAACAUCAGGUGACGACCCCACUUUAUUGAUGAAACACUAUAAACAGUCUUUUUUUAAAACCUACAGCAUCCAAAAAGCCUGUUGUCUUGUAGGGGGUGGGGGCUUCUGCAUCCAUGGCAAAUGGUUAUUGGGUUUGCCUGUGGUUUUGUUAAAGAGGGACUUUCCUCCCCCCCGCCCCCACUUACUUGCUGCUUCAACCUGGGGAACGCCCAGGAGUAUAUUGUCAUGCCCUUUAUUAAAAUAAAAUUAAAAAUAAACAAAACAGUAACGCACCUCUAAUUUUCAGAAGGUCUGGGGAUAUGGAUGUCUUCCUCUAAGUUUUAUGCCUUUAAGUAUGCACAGAAAAUAGAAACUGUUAAGCGAAACAGGGUAGAAUUUUGUUUUUGGUUCAUGUGUUUGAACAGAAAGUGAAGUCACUAAACAUGAGGUCCCUAUGCUCCGUACAAGGUGACAAUAGUGACACCUUGAGGGAGCUACUGGCAUUGCACACGUCGAUCCUGAGAGCAUUAAAGACUUAACAUGAUUUUCUUUUGAGCCUAGAUUAUUACGUUUUAGUGAAGAUGAUGAAUACUGGAAGUGCUAUUAAAACAUUUUGCUGUUUAGAAAGCCUUAACUGAUUUGCAGUGAGAGUGUCUCAGUCCAUUUGGUGUCUCCGUGCUUCACACCAGUGCAGUGAUUUUAGACCUUACAGUUAAGCUUUGUGUCCAUUACGUAAUGUCAAGGGUCUGCUGUGAUGAAUGUUGGAAAUUGCAGUAACAUGACUUGCCCAUUUCCUGAUGAAGCAGUUUUCUGAAUUUAUGUUUUGUUAUUUUAUUAUUUUAUUUUGCUAAUGUGCAUGUACAGAGACAUAAAUUUGCAAAAAAAAAAAAAAAGCUGGAUUUUUGGGUUACAUUUUGUCAGGGAAUUCUGAAUUUUAAACCGUGGGUACUGAUUUUUUCAAUAUUAUCAGUUUCCUUUACAAAUACAGCAUUUACUGCCUCACACUUUAAAUCUAUCAUUUUGUUUAAUAGCUCUACAGGUACAUUGAAGAUUAUUCAUGUAGAAAGAGCAGUUUCAUUUCUUGACAGGAAGAUGCAGGAAUGUGUUCUGAGGGUCUCCACAUUCUGCUGCUGCCUGAAUACUUAUUUAUUGCCCUUCUACAUAGCUCUCCCCAUCCACUGAAAUACAUUUAAAGGGAUAUGGAAUUGCUAUUAUUUUGUUACUGAAAACUAUUUAGAUAUCUCCUGAUAUAAGAAUGUAUUUCAUGUCAUAUUUCUUUACUUAGUUUCUUUCAAAUUUAUAUAGGUUCAAUAAAAUAUAAUUUUAUAUAUGAGGAUUAACUGUUAAAGGGGCAGUAGGUGAACACUUGGAGGUUACUUGGCGUGUUGUUGAAUUUCUCAUGGGGCUGAAAAACGCAGCCAGAUUAGCUUCUGAAAAUUCUUUUCACCCAGAAUGUCAGGAUAUUGAGAAUAGUGCACUAACAUUGGGGGAGAAAUUAUUUUAUUAGUGCCACUUUACAAUAAGGCUUCCAUUAUAAAGGGUUUAUGAAUGGUUUAUAAUCUGGUUAUUAAUUAGGUUAUAGCACUUUGUAAAUUAUUAAGACAGUUUUAAACAAGUUAUAACAGUUUUCUUUUUAUUAAUGAGUUACUACCAUUUACAAGUGGCAAAAGGGAGUCUUAUUGUAAAGUGAUACCUUUUAAUUUUUUAUCCUGAUUUGCCCCUUACACCUAUUCUCAAACAUUACCUGCUCUACAUUAACUACUAGAAGAUACAAUGAGAAGAGGAAGAAUGUAACUGUGUUACCAUAUUACAUGUUCAGUGAGGUUAUACAUUUCCAAAUAGACAUGGUACAUAUACUCGGUCCACCAACACCAUUAGUGUUUGCAGUUAUGCACUUUGUAUUUUUUUAAUAUUCUUUCCUAAAGACCCUGCAGUUUCCCUCACGCAUGUUUAAACAAUGUCAUUCAUUUGCUACAUACUAUCUUAAAUGGGUCAAUCUUUUUGAAGCUUAUAAUGGUGAGUGGCAUUAUGAUGGCUUUUAUUGCAUGGUUUGCAAGUGAUGUGUAUUGUUUUAUUUUCUGUACAGGUUACAGACAAUGGUGGGCUGGGCCCAUCUGAAAAACCUCUAAAUGCUAUUUUCACCUGAUUUUUUUAUAUACAUAUAUUAACUUCCAUGAUGCAGCUUUACUUGAACUUGUUUUUAUGACCCACCUUUUUGCUGUAAUAGAGGACAUGUCAUUGUAUAGCCUAGCAUUGAACAUUGGUUAAUCUAGGCAAUUUCAUACCGAUUGUGAAUGUUUCAAACCUCUCAAUGCAGUUAGGGACACUAAAAAUUUACUUUUUUUUGGGAACUUAGGCCAAACUUUAAAGUAAAGGGAGGUAACGGAUCAACAUUUCAGAACAGCUAGGAGAUAUAUUGAAAGACUCAAGUAUAUAUACAGUUUUACAUUAUAGGUAACAUACAUUAUUGUUUUGACAAACUAAGGCCCAGUAUACAUUUUCAUAGCGGUUUUAAAACAUUAUCGUUACUACUUCAACUAUUAAUACUACUAUGCUACUCCUACUAUUGAAUAUGUCAUGGGCCAAAUGUAGGUGGCACAGAACCUUCAUGCAUGCAAGUCAGUUGCUGCUUUUUCUUUUUUAUCCUGCUAAAGCUUUAUAGGAUGUUUGGCCUAAGACUGCACUCUGUAGUAAACCAUUUAUUCAAUUUUAACUGCUACCAAAUAAAAGCCUGUCUUUUCAGUUACAAACUGUCUGUUCCAUUGUGUAUUUAAAGUUGCUUUGUAUGGAGUCUCUGAUGAGUGUUGUGUAAUUAUGUACAAAUAAAAUUAUUUCAGAUAA